Messenger RNA from Procambarus clarkii (red swamp crayfish), 1206 nucleotides. Lineage: Eukaryota; Metazoa; Arthropoda; Malacostraca; Decapoda; Cambaridae. The record is from RefSeq and is a predicted model, not a curated record.
AUGUCCCCCCCAAACAACCACCCCCAACACACGGGCAACAAGGACAUACAGACGGAGAGAAGCGCGCACCCGACCGCAGCACCGACAGCAAGAGAGCUAGCAACAACAGAGCUAGCAACAACAGAGCUAGCAGCAACAGAGCUAGCAACAACAGAGCUAGCAGCAACAGAGCUAGCAACAACAGAGCUAGCAGCAACAGAGCUAGCAGCAAGAGAACUAGCAGCAACAGAGCUAGCAGCAACAGAGCUAGCAACAACAGAGCUAGCAGCAACAGAGCUAGCAACAACAGAGCUAGCAGCAACAGAGCUAGCAACAACAGAGCUAGCAGCAACAGAGCUAGCAACAACAGAGCUAGCAGCAACAGAACUAGCAGCAACAGAGCUAGCAACAACAGAGCUAGCAACAACAGAGCUAGCAGCAACAGAGCUAGCAACAACAGAGCUAGCAGCAACAGAGCUAGCAGCAACAGAGCUAGCAACAACAGAGCUAGCAGCAACAGAGCUAGCAACAACAGAGCUAGCAGCAACAGAACUAGCAGCAACAGAGCUAGCAACAACAGAGCUAGCAGCAACAGAGCUAGCAACAACAGAGCUAGCAGCAACAGAGCUAGCAACAACAGAGCUAGCAGCAACAGAGCUAGCAACAACAGAGCUAGCAGCAACAGAGCUAGCAACAACAGAGCUAGCAGCAACAGAGCUAGCAGCAACAGAGCUAGCAACAACAGAGCUAGCAACAACAGAGCUAGCAGCAACAGAGCUAGCAACAACAGAGCUAGCAGCAACAGAGCUAGCAGCAAGAGAGCUACCAGCAACAGAGCUAGCAACAACAGAGCUAGCAGCAACAGAGCUAGCAGCAACAGAGCUAGCAGCAACAGAGCUAGCAGCAACAGAGCUAGCAGCAACAGAACUAGCAGCAACAGAACUAGCAGCAACAGAGCUAGCAGCAACAGAACUAGCAGCAACAGAGCUAGCAGCAACAGAGCUAGCAACAACAGAACUAGCAGCAACAGAACUAGCAGCAACAGAGCUAGCAGCAACAGAACUAGCAACAACAACGGAACCAUUAACAGCCGCAGCAGAGCAUCAGCAACAACAGAAGCAACAACAGCAACCCUUGCAACAAACAGACAGCAACAGACACAGCAACAUUGACCACACAAGACACGUUGAAAUCGAACGACCAACGUGGGGCGCCUUCCCUCCCUGA